Eruca vesicaria subsp. sativa (arugula) is the source of this 2063-nucleotide messenger RNA. The record is from the annotation of a GenBank genome assembly. NCBI's taxonomy places the organism in Eukaryota, Viridiplantae, Streptophyta, Magnoliopsida, Brassicales, Brassicaceae.
GCAAAAACUUCGUUACCUUCGCCGCCAUGACCUCCGUCCUCGAAUGCUGGUCCAACCGUGGCGCCGGCGAACGCACCGACGACGAUCCAGUCGACCAAGUCCUCAUGUGCUCAGACGACAGGUCCGAAUCCCUCACCACCGCUCCACGUCUCGAUCAGACCUCCUCCGCUAUGCAGAAACGGUUCCAGCGUCUCGGCCGCAACGUCUCCGACGCGAUCGCGUCGCUCAAAAGCUCUCUCAGCCUCGAUUCGGUGCGUGAAAGCCAAAACGCAUCAUCGAACGGAGGAGGAGGAGGGAGGAAGCUAGUGUGGGCCACUGUUGUGAGAAACCUUGCCAAAAUGUAUCCAGGUAGUCAAUUACCGGAGAAGCUCGUCUCUAACCUCAGGAAGCAUUACGAUUCCUUGCCUCUCAGUUAUAGUCAAGCUGGUUUUGAUAUGAAAGAGGUCUUUGGGCAUAUAAAACUGAUAGAGCAAGCUUAUGGAGAUGAAUAUCCUGUGUUUGUGAUUGAGGAAGCUCAGGGCUCAGUGUUUAAGCUCACAUUCGCUUGUAGUUCUUCGUUUUCUUGGUCAACUAUUUCAGCGUCUCUUGAGAGUGCUUUGAUUAGUUGUAAGAAGGUUCAGAUCUUUGAGAAGAAGGGGUUGACUUUAGGAGUUGUUCUUCUUUUGGUUGAGUCUGGACAAGAGAAGUUGUUUAAGAAUAAGGUAGAGAAUGCGCUUAAAUCUGCGGUGAGGAAGUCUAAGUCAACAACCUCUGUGAAGCUUCCUUUUGGACUCUGCGGUUGUCAAGAACGUAAAGCGGGUUUAGGAGAGUUCGUGGAUGUUGAUGAAGAGUCUGUUGAUCAGUGCUGUGGGGAAGAGUUGGAUACUAGGAUCCAGCUUGAAAUGCCGCCAUUGAACUCUAAGUUUUCUGUGUUAGUAGAUGAAUGGCAGACAAUCCAAUGUGGCGGUGAUGAUAUUGGGAACUGGCUACUGUGUUCGGAUAGUGUCGAGUUUGGUGAUAAGUUGGGAUCAAAUUCAUUUAAAGGAGUUUACAGAGGGAAGAGGGUGGCUAUUGAGAAACUAAAAGGAUGUGAUAAGGGGAAUUCAUAUGAGUUUGAGAUCCGAAGAGAUUUCUUGGAGCUGAUGAGUUGUGGACACAAGAGUAUUUUGCAGUUUUAUGGUGUUUGCAUUGAUGAAAAUCAUGGGUUAUGCGUGGUGACGAAGCUGAUGCAAGGUGGAUCACUCCGUGAACUGAUGUUGAAGAAAAAGAAGCUUCAGACCAAGGAGAUAUUUCGAAUUGCUGUUGACAUAGCAGAAGGGAUGAAGUUCAUGAAUGAUCAUGGAGUUGCGUUUAGAGACCUUAAUACACAGAGGAUACUAUUAGAUAAGCAGGGAAACGCUUGUUUGGGUGAUAUGGGAAUAGUCACCGCGUGCAAGAGUGCCAGCGAGGCCAUGGAGUACGAGACAGAUGGUUAUCGAUGGCUUGCACCCGAGAUCAUUGCGGGAGACCCAGAGAAGACGAGUGAGAGUUGGAUGAGCAAUGCGUAUAGCUUCGGGAUAUUGCUUUGGGAGAUGGUGACAGGUGAGGAGGCUUAUGGAUCUUGCUCUCCAGUACAGGCAGCGGUUGGGAUUGCAGCUUGCGGGUUAAGACCAGAGAUCCCAAAGGAAUGCCCUCAACUCCUCAGAUAUCUUAUGACCAAAUGCUGGAACACUUGUCCCUCCACACGCCCUAACUUCUCUCAAAUCCACUGUACCUUGCUCCGUGCCAUCUCACGGUAACUCACUCUUCCAUCUCCACUUUUUCCAGGACGGUGGGUUUUUUUUUGGAGAAAAUCUGUAGCAUUCAAUCACAUAAGUAGUUCCACGUUAAAAUAUUAUUUUAAGAUAGCAAUGAUUGAGUGAUUAUUGUAGACGGAAUGUAGAAGUUAACAGGUUCAUUGUAAGCCUCUUUGCAAGCCCACUCUUAUUUUACCUUCUCAAUGGGCUUACUUUUUCCAAAUUAAGUCAUUUGACACACAAAAUAUGUUUUAUGCAUUUGACGAUGUUCAUUUCGUUUUUUAUUGUUGCUAACGAGAAAGAAAAAAA